Molecule: messenger RNA, 2162 nt
Organism: Mizuhopecten yessoensis (Yesso scallop)
Lineage: Eukaryota; Metazoa; Mollusca; Bivalvia; Pectinida; Pectinidae
Exons: 3
Coding region: 116-604 (162 amino acids)
Source: RefSeq, a predicted model, not a curated record
CAUGUGUGCUGGAUUAGGUGUACAACAACAAAACCGCCGGGGAGAAGCGUGAUCCCGGACACAGCACUAUUCAGGUCCCCUGUUGGAGGGUAGCAGUUUUUCCCCCGACAACAAAAUGUUGGCGUCAUCGAAUUCUGCUCGACGGGUCGUCCACCAUUUCGUCCGAGCUUUAUCUUCAACCAGUUGUAAACAGAGGCUGAAGGUCGUGAAUCCGGAAAACGGGGGCAAGACUCGGACUGCUCCAGAUUUUGAGAGGAUCCGUGCUGAUAGAUUUACCUCCCCUGACACAGCAUCUCGUACAACAGAAGUUUUCCCUAAAACAUGGCCGGUAUGGGAUGCCAACAACAAGCGCGUGACCUUCUUGAACGUGGACUGCAGCACAAUAGAGACGACAACACCUUUGGGUAUGUUUGAACUCAAGGUCAAAUGUGACGUGGAACAAAUGGGUCCAGAAUGUGUAUACCUUCAACAGGUGAAUCGUGACAUCUACACAACCAGACUGAUACCGCUGAUGUCAAAGCUGGGAUACAACAGCUUCAGCUUUCUGGGGGAUAGCGUUGGACAGGCGGCAUUCUAUAAAAACACACCAACCACAAACAUUUGACAAUUUUGAAUUUCAGAUCAAAUCAGAAUAGCUAUAAAAAGGGCGAUUUAACCUUACUAACUAUGUAUUGAUGUACCCAUCUUCGUUAGUCAACGGUUAAGCGUAAUUCGGUACGAUCCAGUCUACCUACUCUAAGUUUAUCAUGCAAUCUGAUUUCCCUGUUAUACAGCCAGUGCAGGCCUUAAUCUAUUAAGGUAGAUCGUAACAGAUCGUAACCCUUUGCUAGCGAAGAUGAUAAAUACCAAGUAAACGCGUGCUAUUAAGUGCCAAACCACAAAUCUGUUGUCCAUUCUAGUUGUCUGAUGUCUUGGCAUUACUCAUUGUCAAGGAAUAUGAAAUAGAAAUUAGAAGCCAUUCCUCACUUUACUGCUCUCCCCGAGUCAUUACAGUAAAACGCUUGACACUUCUAAGCCUCUCACCAGUACCCACUUGAGUGGGUUUAAUUGUUCGUCCUUUCUCCGUCUGUCCGUCCGUUACAUUACCCAGGUAUAUCCCCAAUACCCUGUCACUUUUAAUUUGUAAAUAUUCUGCAAGUAUUGGCCGAGUUUCGCAUAUCAAAUUCGGGUCUCUGGUGCCUCUUUGUGUAGAGUUAUUGCCCUUUGUUCAAUGUGCGUUUAACUUUGUUCGGGACAUAUCUCAUGUUCUAAGUCGCUUGCAAAUGCCAAGUUUUGUUUGUGAUUACCUCUUGUGAUGGCGGAAUGUCGCAUUUUGACUCUGAUCUCGUGUCCCUUUAUAUUUGUACAGUGUUAGGAAUCUUUGUUUAUUUUCAUGCCGAGGAUAAUAGUAAGCGAGUAAUGUCAAAAGUUGACAGCUGGAAUGGCGUCCUUGGUUAUUUUUCAAGAAACACCUUUUCUAUUUUACUGAGUGAGAAGCUAAAUUUGCAUACUAUUGAAAUUGAGUUUGUGAUCAGGCCGAUGACAUUUUUUCUCUGUUUUAUCUUUAUGUUGUUUAAAAAAAAAUCGUAUUGGCGUGUACUGGUGAAAUAGAUUUGUAUCUUAAGAAGUUUGUUUGCGUUCAAAUCUUCGUGUUUAUUUUCAAGGAGAUGUACAUAGUAAACACACUCUAUAUGGUCUGUAUACUGACAAAUUCUAAUAAACUCUUCGUUUGGACAAAAAUGAUUUCGACUACUAUGACAGAACUCUUUGAAAUGAAAAUGGUCCGUUAUGGUCUAGCAAAGGGGGGAAACAGAAAAACAUCUUUAUCUUGUGGUUAGGUCAAAACGAUUUUCGGGAUCCUGCGUCGUCCGACCUUAAAACAGAAAUAUUACAAUUCGGACAAUGAGUUUACUGGUGUUAAAACCUAGUCAAAAUUAUAUUAAAAUUAAAAAACGUCAAUGUUCAUUCAUUUAUUAGUGAAAAUCCGAUCGGCACUGCAGAAUGGUAUCACAUUGGUCUAGAGUUUUUUGACGUCUAGUAGCGGCGAUAUUGCGAUUAAGUUAGACAAUAUUGGAUAAUAUCACUUAAUAUCUGGUAAGAAAAUUCAGAUAGUUUAAACCGUUUUUGGGGUUGAAAUUAAAAAGAAAAGAUGUUUCUUAUACAAUAAAUGCUAAAUAAAUCAU